UGCUCUUCUGAGUUUUUGUUUUGACGCACAUCAGAAUAAUAUUUAAUUUGCUGAGUAACUUUGUGUAAAGACAGAAUGGCUGUCACGUUAUUUUUCGGAAUCAGACUAUCUGGAAAGCCGUACGAAAGGAUUGCCCAUAAGCUCGACGAGAAUGCAUACUCCACAUAUAAAGUGGAAAAUUUGAAACGAUUGCUGGUUGACGAUCUGCUCGGAAAUCAUUCGGAAACAUCUGGACCGUCUGCAUUAGAACUGGUGUAUUGCGGUUCAGUGCUGGAUGAUUCAGUUGAACUCAGCAAAGAAGGAAUCAAGUCGGGAUCCACCAUCCAUGUAUUCGAUAAAACUGACAGACCGGAACCGGAACCAAUUGCAUUUACAGAGGAAGAGAUAGCCGAUGCUAGUAAAGCGUAUCGCAGCAUAUGCUUCAACAGCCGUCCGAAUAAUCUGUUUCCAAAAGUCAUUCGUCCGGAAGUGAUCAAUAAGGUGCUCGAAAGGUACCCAGAAUUUUACAGUGAUACUGGUGCCUUUGCAAUAUUAAAGGACGCCGUUCUGCUCGAGAAAAUGAUCCACUCAUACCAGGCUAAACUCAUUGGCGAUCAAUAUCCGAUCCUAAUCAAAUCAGCCAAAUUUAUGGCUGAAACUAUGAUCGCUGUGAUGAAGAAAAAUCCCGUCAAUCCAGCACAACGGAUAAGAACAGCUGAAGAUUCAUCAGAAUCGUCUGAAGGCGACUCUCCUCAGGCAUCGCCCAGUCGCAGUAACGACAGUCAACGCAUCAGUCGUAAUCAAUUGGCUGCCGCAUUAUUAUUCGCUGGUACGGCAUCGUUGAAUUCAUUGUCGAGCAUCGCUCAGCGGACAGGUGAUAAUGAUGAGGAAAUGGCUACCACGUCGAAUACAACACCACCGACUCAAACAUCGGCCGUUUCGACUGCAGAUCCCAGCACAUCGACGGUGGAAGCAACGUCAGUGGAAGCUCCUACCGAUAAUAGCACUCAACGGUAUGCAGCCGAAUUGCAGAUAAUGCGAGACAUGGGUCUGACGGAAGAGAAUAGUAAUCUACAGGCGCUCCUUAUGUGCAACGGUAAUGUUGAGGCGGCUGUUACUCUAGUUUUAGGACUUGGCAAUUUUGCUUAAUUUUUGGUUAAUGAUUACGAACUGAAUAGAUGUGAACCUUCCAACCCCCUUUCGAUUUUAUAAGAAAAUUAAAUUUAAAAAAUUUGCGAAACA
Messenger RNA from Bradysia coprophila, 1221 nucleotides. Its product is annotated as ubiquitin-like protein 7. NCBI's taxonomy places the organism in Eukaryota, Metazoa, Arthropoda, Insecta, Diptera, Sciaridae. Gene Ontology annotation, cellular component: cytosol. Gene Ontology annotation, molecular function: polyubiquitin modification-dependent protein binding. The record is from RefSeq and is a predicted model, not a curated record. Gene Ontology annotation, biological process: ubiquitin-dependent protein catabolic process.